Messenger RNA from Diaporthe citri, 1137 nucleotides. RefSeq lists its product as uncharacterized. The transcript is spliced from 4 exons. The record is from RefSeq and is a predicted model, not a curated record. The coding region runs from base 1 to 1137 and encodes 378 amino acids. NCBI's taxonomy places the organism in Eukaryota, Fungi, Ascomycota, Sordariomycetes, Diaporthales, Diaporthaceae.
AUGGAUGACUCGGAGAACAACAACGAUACUGAGAAGCCCAAUGCUACGAAGAAGCACGACAGGGACAAGCAACACGAUGCAGACAAGCAACAUGAGGACACAAUACACGAUGCCACCAACCAGGCCGCCCCAGGACGUCCUCAAAGCUCCCACUCGCCGACGUCGACAACUUCCCCGAACUCCACAAAGAGGGUUAUCAGUAGCGGGUCUGAUUCCUCGGGAAGCAGCAAUGACUCGCUAUACGACCACUCUAUCCAAGUCCCGCAAGGAUCGUUAGAGCACCUUGAGAUGCGCGCAAGUCUAAACGCCGCGAUGCGUGUUCUCGGCCGAACCCGGACUCGGGAUGCAAUGGUCACUUACAGUAUUGGCAUCGUGGACUUCAUGGAAAGGGAAGAUGGGUACAAAAAGAGUACAGCCGGAGACCUGAAGGUCUAUGGUCCCGAAAUGCACGAUACCAUCAGCAAGUGGCUCGACCACUUGAGUACCCUUUUCGAAAGAAUGUGCGCGCUUAAGAUACGCAUGGCAGAGUACAAGAGGUCACAUACCCAACAGUGGCAAUCUAAGCUGGAAAGGCUUGAGGGGGACGUUCUGGAGGCUCAAAAGAGCAAUGAUUCAACGGUGGUUGCUGCGGCUGAGUUUGACCUCCAGGAGUAUCGCAGAAGUUACCAGGAGAUGGGAAAGUUCACCAAAAACUACGAGAUACAUUAUGAGCGCUGUGUUUUCCAGCUAGCGGCAACUCUUGCGCAUGAGUGCUUCCACGUACUUACUGGGUUUUGGACCGGAUUUGUCCAGGUGAUUACCCCUCCCAAAUUCUCCGGACCAAAUCGAUACAACGAUGAAGGCGAGGCUGGCGAAUGGUGGGCGUACAAGCACGGGUUCAAUGGAUCAGUUGAACUAGUCUGGAACACGAGUGGUAAAGGCAAGGACGACCCCUACCCAUUGGACGACGAGAACAUGUCAGCAGGUGUCCCUUUCCUCAAGCAGACGCGUUACAGGGACGAUGGAACACCCGAUGGAGAGGAAUGGACGCAAAUUUCGCACACGUUUAUCAAAGAUUUCAUCAAGAAAGGCAAGUCUGCAUAUGUUUAUUCUGUGAUUGAUUUUCAGUGCACCAUCUCCGUGAUGGAGCAAGAUUGA